ACAGAAUUUUAUUCAUCGUUACAUGUUCUUUAUGUACCUGUAUUGUUCUCUGUUCAACAGGAUAGUAUUCAGAAGAUCUUGUUGUCCCUUACAUUUCGCAUUGCUGAAACUCACCUUAUCCACGAGAAGAGAAGAAUCUUGUCCAUGUACAGGCUUUUUGUUCUGCUCCUCCUGAAAGACUUGCCAAGUGGAUUAGGGGACACAUGGGCCUUCUUUAUCCGAGAUGUGAUUUAUUCUCUGCUAAGAAUUAUCAGUGAUGAAACACAAUCCAAGAAACAGCCCAGGCAACAGCAAGUUAACCUUGUAGUGGAUGAUGACUUAUUCUUACCGUGUUGCAAUCUGAUUUACUAUGUUUGUAAAGCAGCUGUGGAGUGUUGUAGCCAGGAAUUUGGGAGCCACCUUCCUGUCAUCACAAGCACCUUAACUCCAUAUGCCUUAGGGGAUGAUGAACGAGCUGAAAAGGUACUAUUGANUUCUGUCUAA
Orbicella faveolata is the source of this 483-nucleotide messenger RNA. RefSeq names its product serine-protein kinase ATM-like. The record is from RefSeq and is a predicted model, not a curated record. Lineage: Eukaryota; Metazoa; Cnidaria; Anthozoa; Scleractinia; Merulinidae. Gene Ontology annotation, biological process: DNA repair. Gene Ontology annotation, molecular function: protein serine/threonine kinase activity; protein binding.